AUGGGCGCCCCAUUCCUCCAACUCAGCAGACUCUACAUUGAAGGGACCAACUGGCCCGCCUUGGAGGGACUUUUAGAUGCAUCCGUGUCGAUGCUGCCCCGGGCAGACCAUGGGUUAGCCUCUGCAGCCCCCCGGUUGGACCAGGUCCAUGAUCUAGAUGCCAACCCCAACCAAGACGAUCUCACGGGUUACUUGAGCCCUUCGUCAUUGAGUAGCCGAGAAUCCCUCGCCACGACGUUUUCCCCUUGA
Messenger RNA from Penicillium samsonianum, 249 nucleotides. RefSeq lists its product as uncharacterized. The transcript has a single exon. The record is from RefSeq and is a predicted model, not a curated record. The coding region runs from base 1 to 249 and encodes 82 amino acids. NCBI's taxonomy places the organism in Eukaryota, Fungi, Ascomycota, Eurotiomycetes, Eurotiales, Aspergillaceae.